Phaeodactylum tricornutum CCAP 1055/1 is the source of this 2085-nucleotide messenger RNA. RefSeq lists its product with no specific name. Gene Ontology annotation, molecular function: voltage-gated calcium channel activity. The record is from RefSeq and is a predicted model, not a curated record. The transcript has a single exon. Bases 1 to 2085 code for a protein of 694 amino acids. Gene Ontology annotation, cellular component: voltage-gated calcium channel complex. Lineage: Eukaryota; Bacillariophyta; Bacillariophyceae; Surirellales; Neidiaceae.
AUGAAACUCCUUAAUCAAACAAUUUCCGCGUUACUUCUUUCCUCGAGUUUGCGUAUCUUAGAAGCUGCCGAAGCCGAAUUCAAUGCUCUCAUUGCCAUGCUGGAGGCUGAUGUGUUGGAACUCGCCAGAAAAGUGGCGCUUCUCUACGAGAACCGCUGCAGCGAAGAUGUUUUCACAGGGUGCGCUCGUAGCAAUUACCACGAGUGCAUGUCGCUGUCCCCCAACCAGACAUGUCCCGGUGGUAAAGAUUAUAACGUCGCAAAGUGUGGCGAUGGCAUAUCCUGCAGCGGGCUCUUGGACUUUUCCGUAUCAAAUGUACGCUUGAACAGUAAGUUGGUGGAUUUCAAUAGCGGCAACCCACUCGAUCCUAACGUCAUUGAUACAGUCUGCUUCACCCAGCAGCUGGACGAGUUCUUUAUCAAGAAAAGGGAAGAGCGGAAGCCAUACUGGGACAAGCUUGGGUUGCAAACUCCACAGAUGUAUUUCGGGUCCCAAAAUGGAGCCUUUCGAAUCUAUCCGGCCAGGCAUUCAGAAGAGUGCGGCCAAUACGAUCCGACAGUCCGUGCCUGGAAAAUUGCCGCCGAUAGCGGUCCCAAGAACGUCGUGCUUGUCCUUGAUACCAGUUCCAGUAUGGGAAAUUACAAUCGUCUCGGACUUCUCCAGGAUGCUGCCAUACGAAUCGUAGAAACACUGUCAGUUGGUGAUCGCAUUGCCAUUGUCCAGUUCUCUUCCCAAGCGAAGCCGUUCGAGAGCAAAGGACAGACUUUUUUCUGGGCCACCAAAGAAAACAAGAUUGCCCUGAAAACGUACGUUGAAGACCUUGAGUUAAAUGAAGGAACGAACACUUUGGACGCAUUCAAUAAAACCUUCGCUGUCCUGGACGACUCCAUUGAUCAAGAACUGCACAACGAAUGUAUAACGGCAGUACUGUUCUUGACCGACGGUGUAGUGUCGCCAGUGAUGAAUGAAACGAAGAGCGAAACAGAAACAAAAAUCCUGGACCUAGUCACUGCCGGAAUUUCCAAUUUGGAAGCCCGAACAAAGCAACCGGUAUUUUUGUUCACUUUCAGUGUCUCCGAUAACAACUCUGUUCAUGAGUUUCCCAAACGACUUGCUUGCUCCACUGGCGAAAACGGCUUCUGGUCCAAAAUUGUCGAUGCAGACAAGAGCUUUGACUCUCUCACCAGUUACUACCGUUUGCUGGCCAUCGCAAUGAGCAGUGUCGAAAACAGGAAUUUUACGGCAUGGGUAGAGCCAUAUAAUUAUGCUUUCAGCAAUAUUCUCGGGACGACAGUUUCGGCUCCCGUUUACGACCAAUCAGGGGUAGCGAUCGGCGUAGUGGGUGUCGAUACUACAAACGCAGCGUUAGACACUGUGCUCGGAGUCCCCAACGGAAGCCAGGAGAGCAUUCAGCGUAUCGUGAGAAGGUCGUUCGCCAAGUGCCCAAACUUCAACCUCACUUUGUGCCAGCGCGAGAGUUACCGCCGCAGUGGUAGCGCUAAAGACGACGCGCUUUGCACGUCAAGUUGCACUGCUGAUGACUUUGUCGUGGUCAAACAAGAACCAUGUGAGCGUACCACGGCACGACCAAGUGAGCUCUUCGUUGAGAACAAGAAUCUCCAGGACGUAUCCUACGCGGAGCGCGGAUGCUGCAUUGUUGGAGAGAGUGAUGCUGCCUCGCCGGGGCAGUGCAAAGCCGUUGCCAACAACGAAGAACCUUCAAAUGAUACCAGCAAUACAACUGGAGUUGAUACCGGAAACACAACUGGAGCUGAUAUCGGCAAUACAAAUGGAGUUGAUACCAGUAAUGAAACAGAAGAUGAUACCGACGAAGACAAAGAGUGGUUAAAAGUCUUGAUCUACGUUCUCGUAGGAGUGGGUUUUUCCCUUCUGGCGGCGGGCUUGAUCUGGGUUGUUGGUCGUUGCACCAAGCGCUCCUUUUUUGAUAGCCACAGGUCGGCUAGAAAUACGGACAUAAGAGAUUUAAGCUGGAAUCGUCUCAAACCCGUGCAACCUAUCAAUACAGCAACUAACCCAAAUUAUGUUUCCCCCGUUGGCUCAGCGCCGCCAUUCGAUGACUUGUGA